Molecule: messenger RNA, 891 nt
Organism: Archocentrus centrarchus (flier cichlid)
Lineage: Eukaryota; Metazoa; Chordata; Actinopteri; Cichliformes; Cichlidae
Gene: snrnp25
Product: small nuclear ribonucleoprotein 25
Exons: 5
Coding region: 176-745 (189 amino acids)
Biological process (GO): mRNA splicing, via spliceosome
Cellular component (GO): U12-type spliceosomal complex
Molecular function (GO): protein binding
Source: RefSeq, a predicted model, not a curated record
UGAGCCACAUGUCCUCGCCCGGUAUUUUAUUUGUAAUGGACGCUCUUUGUUUACUUCCACAGGCUGUUCCAGUGAAAUAGUUUAAAGUGAAGCGUUUAUUUUUCCCAAGCUAUUAUAAAUUAAGCUGAUAAACCGGACUGUCGCGUGUUUGCUGUAGAUUUAGAGGCUGGCGGUGAUGGAGGAGGAGGAGCAGAGUGCGGGUACCGCUGUUGCUGCUGCUGGGGCUGGAGAAGGCGGAGGAAAAUCACUAAAGGAAGAAGAGGUGGUAAAAGAGGAGGAUCUGACAGAUACGGCAGCUCCAGUUGAAGAGGAGGAAGACGAGGACACUCUUCCUCAUUCAGAAAUCUUGGAUAUUUUCGAGGAAGGACUUGCUCGACUCGUGCAGGAUCCUUUACUCUGUGACCUGCCAAUUCAGGUGACUCUGGAGGAGGUCAACUCUCAGAUUGCUUUGGAGUAUGGCCAGGCAAUGACUGUGAGAGUUUUAAAAGCCGACGGUGAAGUGAUGCCAAUUGUGGUGGUGCAAAAUGCUACUGUCCUUGAUCUGAAGAAGGCUAUUCGCAGAUUUAUGGAGCUGAAACAGCAACGUGAAGGUGGCGUGGAACAUAUCAGCUGGAGAUAUGUUUGGAGGACGUAUCAUUUAGUAUUUCAGGGCGAGAAGCUUGAAGGUGACAAGAUGAGGCUUAAAGACUACGGGAUCCGAAACAGAGACGAUGUGAUGUUCAUGAAGAGACUCAGGAAAAAGUGAAACCAGAACAAGCAACCAUUUGCUGCAGUGUGUGCUCUGAAAUGACUAUUUUUUUUAACUCUGGUCGUAGUUUGGGUUUGUGCUCCCUCUUAAAGAGGCUUUGUGUAAAUAAAAUAUUUUUAAGUUGUCCCUUUUAUUCCCGCUGU